Messenger RNA from Poeciliopsis prolifica (blackstripe livebearer), 1727 nucleotides. It is a transcript of the gene fam169b, whose product is annotated as family with sequence similarity 169 member B. The coding region runs from base 125 to 1231 and encodes 368 amino acids. The record is from RefSeq and is a predicted model, not a curated record. Lineage: Eukaryota; Metazoa; Chordata; Actinopteri; Cyprinodontiformes; Poeciliidae. The transcript has 8 exons.
UCAUAGUAAAGCUUGAACAGGAUAUUUGAAAAUUACGGAAUAUUAGAUAAAUAUUCGCUGUUUUUGGCUCAAGAUAACUGUUAUGACGUCGUGACGUGUUGUUUUCAGCCUUGUCCUGUAGAAAAUGGCCAUGUAUCCUGUCGACCUGCCAGCUGUGGACGACACGGAGCUGACGUCCGCAUCUGAAAAUUACCUAGCGUCACUGAACGCAGCACAGUCCUGCAAUGAGUGGUUUCGGUCGUUACUGACAUCAAAAGAGAUUGCUGUAACACCAGCCAACAUCAGACAGCUCCAGCUGUUUGAGGACGAACAUCCUGCCUGCACUGUGCUGGCCCUUCACCCUCCACAUGAUCAAACUCAGGUCUUAGCUUUAUACUUGCACAAGAAGUGGUGGCCAUUGGACGACGUGCUGCAGACCUCCAGUGAAUCCAGACGGGGCUUGCAGCCAGUGCAGUCCGUUAUGGAGAGGUUGAUCGUGUUCCUGCUCAGUCAGGUGGUGGAGAGGCCUCGGUCACACGGAGAGGUGAGGUUCUCCCUGCACCCGCCCACAGAAACCUGCAAAGUGCUGUGGGAGGACGGACAGGCGGUCGGCUUCUACACCAUCAAACACAAAGGCCGACUCUGCGACAGCUGGAGCAGCCGCUGCUACCUACUGCCUGUCCUGGACACCGUGCUGGUGAGGAGAAGAUGCAGGAGGAGAGGCUUCGGCCUUCAGAUCCUGCAUGACUUCUGCUCCUCCUUCUCCUCGGAGGAGUUCCUCGGAGUCAGCUCUCCCUUGUCGUCCGACAUGGUGGCAGUGAUCAGGAAGUUCCUGCUGCAGCAUGAGGAACACCAGGCGCGUCUGUAUGAGGUGGAGGCUCCAGGAGAGUGGACUCAGAGAAGAAACAUCUGGCUCAACAUCCAACUUGGUCGCUACGCCUCUGAGCAGCCUCGUCCAGCUGUCCUGACCCCACCCAGCCCCUGUAACUCGAGCGCUCCCCUGAUGCCGACCUCUGCUCAGCUCUGUGAUGUGAACCAGGAAGAUAGAUCCCCGAGCAGUGAGCGCUCUGGGAAAGGAUGUUGCUCUUCAGAGCGCACUGAUAUUCUGGGUAUUAAAGCUCCCAGCAGGCCCCAGCGUUUAAAAGAAAGUUUGAAAUGGAAGGAGGCUCCAUUGAGGAAGCCUCGCAGAGAAAGCCCAAAGGAGAUGCCAAAAAGGCCCAAAAGAGCCAGAAGAACAUCCAUCAACGAGUAAAAACACAAACUCAGCUGACUGCACAACAUCACACAUUGGCGGGAACUGUUCUUUCCCUUGUGUGGAAAAAAUGGGAAAAGCUGUUCUGUGUAGAUUUUGUGUUUGUGAAUUUCUUUCUUGCUCAAGACAGGCAAAACAUUUUUAGCUUUUUGGAGUUCACCUGUUCCAUUUAUCUGUUCGUUCUGUGGUCAUUUCACCUCCUACCUCUUACUUUAUGCCGCUUGUAUUUCUGAAUAUUUAAUUGUUUUUCCUUAAAAGUCCUGUUUUGGUGAAGACAACUCAACUAUCAUCAGACAGACGGAACUGUCUGUUGUUUUUGUUCUAUGUAAUUUAUGUAAAAUCUACUGAGCAAUACAGAUCUAUAUAAAAAUAUUUCCUUUAUUUAUAUAACAUCAAAUCAGUGUCCGUUUCUCUAAUAACUUUUCAGUAUAAAUAGCGACCAGGUGUAAAUAUCACAUACAGGAGUGCCUGAUGUGAUGACGCAUUUAAAAGCCAC